AAAAUGGCACGUACCAAGCAGACUGCACGUAAGUCUACCCGGGGGCAAAGGGCCCCCCGCAAGCAGUUGGCCACCAAGGCAGCACGUAAGUCUGCCCCUGCUACCGGAGGUGUCAAGAAGCCCCCUCGUUACAGGCCUGGAACCGUUGCCCUCCGUGAGAUCCGUCGUUACCAGAAGAGCACUGAGCUCCUCAUCCGCAAGCUGCCCUUCCAGCGUCUCGUUCGCGAGAUUGCCCAGGACUUCAAGACUGACCUCCGCUUCCCGUCCUUGCUGUCA
This is a messenger RNA of Penaeus monodon (black tiger shrimp), 276 nucleotides long. Its product is annotated as histone H3-like. NCBI's taxonomy places the organism in Eukaryota, Metazoa, Arthropoda, Malacostraca, Decapoda, Penaeidae. Gene Ontology annotation, molecular function: protein heterodimerization activity; structural constituent of chromatin; DNA binding. Gene Ontology annotation, cellular component: nucleosome. The record is from RefSeq and is a predicted model, not a curated record. The transcript has a single exon. The annotation marks the transcript as partial.